Rhagoletis pomonella (apple maggot) is the source of this 5095-nucleotide messenger RNA. RefSeq names its product cell division cycle 7-related protein kinase-like. The transcript has 3 exons. Bases 1100 to 3508 code for a protein of 802 amino acids. Lineage: Eukaryota; Metazoa; Arthropoda; Insecta; Diptera; Tephritidae. Gene Ontology annotation, molecular function: ATP binding; protein serine/threonine kinase activity. Gene Ontology annotation, cellular component: nucleus. Gene Ontology annotation, biological process: protein phosphorylation; mitotic DNA damage checkpoint signaling. The record is from RefSeq and is a predicted model, not a curated record.
UGUAAUCUAAAUUCGCCAGUAACACCACCAAGGCGAAUCUAUACAAAGGUGUCUUGACAAUGUUGUCUGGUGUAAACCGCAAAUCGAGCUGUCUCAACUGAAACCACCUUCUAUUAUUGCAUCGUGGUCAAAAAGAUGUGUUUGUUAUAAUUUUGUUUUGUUUUACUGAUUGUCAAUGUAUGUAUAUGUUGUAAUUGUUGUUUUUGUUUGCUAACACCACCUUGUAUAAAAUCGCCUUGGAUGUGGAUUAACAAGAAAUAUCGAUACGUCGACAAGUGGUCGAUUAGAAUAAUGUCGAUGCAUCUAAGCAAAACAUCGAUGUUUUUUUGGAAUCCCUGACACCGGGCUCAAUUCAUCUUGCCGUCAUUCUCGCAGCAAACUCGAUUUUCGGCAACUGACAGGCAGGAAGCGUGGCGGAUUUAUUUUUCAAUAAUUUUUCAUAUUUUCACAUUAGUAAAAUUCCCAUUUGUUAUUUAUCUACAUCAACAUUUCAUUCGACCAUACGGCAAAUAAAACAAAAAAAUUCAAAUACAAUUCGAUCGACCGAAUUGGACGGUAAACAAAUUUUUUGUCGUGCAAAAUUUUUUGUAAGUCGCAGGACCGAAAGGGAAAUUUGUAUGAGUUCGGUUGGAAGUGAAUUAAGUAAUUCUAAUUCCCAUACAUUUUGGCAUCUGCCUGGCAAAUGCAGGUAAAUCGUUUUACGGUGUGUCGUUGGGUCUAUCUUGAACUACCUCAAGAGCAGAGUUGAAAUAAGGAUUAGUGCUGUGAAAAUUUUGUCGUGGAGUAUCCAAAACUAUCGGGAAUAAAGGGGCUUCGCGGAGGGUGAAGCACGCCCAAAGGCGUAGUGAAAAUCGCCCUUUGCAAAACGAGCAAACGGUGAUUUUUAGUGAAGGAUUUACGCCCAGGGCUUAAGCAUCAACAUAUACAAGCGUCAGUUGUUAUUGUACCAGCAGCCGCAGCUGGAAAAACAACGCCGGAAAAACCAUCACAAAUAUCACCAGUUACACAAAAACCAUUGCCUAAAAUUGCUCCAACUCGUCAAAUCCCACAGAAGUUCCGGCCCCGUAAGAAGCCGGAAGGUGAGCCAAGGAGGAAAAAAAUGGAAAAGAAGUCACAUAAAGCAACACGUAAUGGCAAUAUAAUAGUAGCUGGUGCCAGUUCCGGCAUCUCAACCGGUGGCAGCGCAGUUGCACCCGUCACGACGCUUUCCAUACCCACCCGCACAACUGGCCAUAAGCAGCACACGCCCAGCGGUAGCGUAGUAGCCGCAACUGGCGCUGCUGGCGGUGGUGGUGUCAGUAGUAGUGGGAAACACCGCAGCAGCAACUCGGGUCAUCACUAUCACAGUCAUCACACACACAUUACUAGUCAUCCCCAACACCACCAGCACACCACACACACCAGCACAGCGAAUCAAACGCAGGAAGCAACGCAAGUGCAGCAUUCGACGCUACAUGCCCCGAAUCCCGCGAUAUUGCUAGCAGUCGGCAAAGCGGCUAACGAAGCCAGCCGGGGCACGAAAGUUACGGGUACACAAGUCACCAACGCUAUGGAACAUAUAGCGACAGCGCUAACAACAGUCAGUCCCAAGUUGGCAACGACGGCGGCGAUGCGCAACAAAAACGAAGAGGCUAUCAACGACUUACGUCAACGCAUUCCCGAAAUCGAAAAUAUUUUCGAUGUACACAGCCGUAUCGGCAAUGGCACCUUCAGUACGGUGCUGCUGGGAACUUUGAAGAAGGAACGCGGUUUGCCGGAGCAUAUGCGACGUAAAUUCGCAAUAAAACAUCACAUACCCACCAGUCAUCCGGAUAGGAUAAUGAAGGAGCUGCAGUGCAUGGCGAAAAUUGGCGGCACCGACAAUGUCGUCGGCAUCAACUGCUGCAUACGCUACAACGAAUCGGUGGCCUUCAUCAUGCCGUACAUGCAACACGAUCGUUUUCACGACUUCUUCAACAAAAUGGAGCUGUCCGAGUUGCAGCACUACAUGCGGAAUUUGCUGAUCGCCCUGCGGCACGUCCACAAAUUCAAUGUCAUUCACCGCGACGUGAAGCCUAGCAACUUUUUGUACAACCGACGCAAGCGCCAAUUCCUGCUGGUGGACUUCGGCCUGGCGCAACAGGUGCCCACAUCUCAUGUGUCGAACACGCUGGAAGGGGGCUGUGAACAGCCGCUCUCAUUGGCAAUGGGCUCGGAAGGCAAGCGUCCGCGCGACGGCGAAGACUCGGCGUCCAACAGAACGGCCGAUUCGAAUGGCAGCGUGGCGGCUGGUGACGCUUAUGGCGGCUCAAAGCGUCCGCGUUGCACCGGGCCACAUGGCGAUCAAGAAUUUACCGCAAAUGCGACGCCCAAUGCGCGUGUCGCCAACAGCUGCAUAGUUGGCGGUUCGCCAUUCAAGAUGCCACUGAAGCAAUUGAACGAGAUCACUGCGACGGGCGGCAACAAGACUAGCGCUUUGGGCGCGGUUUCCAACCUAGCAAUGGGAAGCGGCACGAACGCGACCAACCACAACAACAACGCCGGCGAUAAUGGCAUUUGCGAGGCGCAGCUAGGACGGCAGGUAAAGUCCGCCAUACUCGGAAGCUCGGCAAGCACCCGCCUGCAGCAGAAAUUGCGUCAAAGCGGAGGCGGCAUGCGCAGUCCCAACAGUGCCGCACAGGAUGCUGCAGCCACCGGCUCGAAUGCCGGCGCAGCACAGUGCAUGGAGAGCUGCUUGGCCAACAAAUACAACACCAAUCGCAAUAUGAGCGUCACCAACGGCCCGAAGUGCGUGUGCUAUGGCAAUCCGCAGGUCUGCAACAUCUGCCUCGUCAAAAAAGAGAUGCACGCAUCACGCGCCGGCACGCCCGGCUAUCGGCCGCCUGAAGUGCUACUGAAGUAUGCCGAUCAGACCACUGCGGUUGACAUUUGGGCUGCGGGCGUCAUAUUCCUCUCCAUACUGUCAUCGGUGUACCCGUUUUUCAAGGCGCCGAACGACUUUGUGGCGCUUGCUGAGAUGGUCACCAUAUUCGGCGACAAGACCAUACGUAAGACCGCCUUCAUACUCGACCGCUUGGUGACGCUGAGCCAAAAGACGCGGCCGCUGGACCUACGCAAGCUGUGUGUGCGCUUUCGAAAUCGCGUGAAAUUCAGCUCACCAGAGCUGCUGAAGAAGUAUCAGCGGCCGGAUGGUACCUGUGAAGUGUGUCGCAACUGUGAUCAAUUCUACUUCAACUGCUUGUGCACGGAAACCAACUACAACACCGAACCGCUGGACGGCGAUGACCCUUUCCCCGCAAGCGCCUACGAUUUGCUGUACAAACUGCUCGAAGUGAAUCCACAUCAACGCAUCACCGCUGAUGAGGCGCUCAAACAUCCCUUCUUCAGUGAAAUGGCCACCACCAGCAGCAGCCAGAGUUCAAGUGUUACUAGUAACAUCAAUAAUAAUAAUAAUAAUAAUGUAAAUAGAACGGCUAUCUCCAUAGAGAGCACACAGAAGAAGGGUGCACGUGAUAAAGUAGAACCUUGAAGUUUGCGCAAAUGACGUGGCAAAUGUGGGGGGAAGGGGAGAGAGAAACCUAAAGAAACUGCAAGUUAGACAGCCCUCCAAAAUGUUCGUUAAUUGUCUGCGAGUUGCAAAUUGUUGAGAUUGUUUGUGGACCUCAGUCAUACGUAGUAAAUCAUGAAUACCGGUCAGCGCAGUAUAGGCGCGCAUGUGCCUGUGUUUGUGCAGUUACCGGACCCCAAAUCGCCUUGUUAAAUUGUACGACGAUCAUUUCGUAUUCUGAUGUAUUUAUUAUGAUUAGAAACUAAUAGCAAUCGUUUUGGCCCAGUCUAAAUCGAAGGAUGAUGUCUGUAAAAAUUUUACAAAUGCGUUUGGAAAUAUUGUGAAUCAUAGCGUAGUAGUGUUUUUAUGUAAUAUACUAGUAUAAAAUAUAUUUUUCAAAAUCAUGCAAAAAUGCGAUGAUUACUAAGAAGAGAGCAAAGGGACCCAGUGACCGAACUCCUUAGCCGGCAGCUAGCCACUACGGAAAGUGGCAUCAUUUCGAAAAGUACCCAGUUAAAUUGUAAAUUACACGCUUUAUUUGAUGAUUAUGCUUUCAUUUGUUUUUUUUUUCUUUUUUGUUGAAAAUUUGCGCUUACACAUAAUUUUUAGUUACUUAUAAUUUAUUUAGUAUUAUUACAGCAAAUAAAAGGGUAAACGUUACAAAUAUGUAUUUAGAUUUUCUUUUUAUGAUUUUUUUUACAGUUUACUGUGCAAUAUUAAAACAAAAUUAUUAGAUUAGAAAUGUAUAUUUGUGUGUAAUUUUGUGUAUGUCGUGUGAUUUAGAAUUGAUAAUUUAAUAUAGAACGUACUAAUUGAAAUUAAAAUUAUUUGUUGAACUACAAAAACUUAGAGGUUUUGUUUCAUAGUUCGUAGCAUAUGUAUUUUUGUUAUAUUUUGCUUUAUUAGACGGCAUCGAUACGCAUCUGUACUAUAUAUGUACAUAUGUACAUACAUUCGUCGUUUAAAGUACAAUGCCGCAUAUCAAGAUAAGCAAAACCUCGUAUGGGAGGCUACCCAAAUUUUACCUGGAGAGAGCAAAAAAUGUCUUAUUUCACAACGGUACUCUCUUUAACUCCAAUUAUCUCUACUUUAAAUCUCUAAAUAUCGAUAUUUUGAUACGAAUGGAUAAGGCUUGAUGCCAGGAGUUUCCGGUGAGAAAAUUUAAUUUUUGGCACAAAUGUCUGCUACGAGGUUUUGCAGAUCCACGGAUACGCGGGUUUGCGCUUUAAAGGACGAUAUGCUUCUGAGUAGAGAUAGUAUUUUGAAACCUAUAUUUAGCUUUCAUUUUUAAACUAUUAUUGAUGGAAAUAUCCAACAUACGCAUCCAUGGAUAAAUGCCGAAUUGGAACAUAGUUGUGCAAAUAAGGCAUCCCUAUCAAUUACAGUUUGGAAAUAAAAGAGACUGAUGCCUUGGCUUGACAGGGCCAAUAAUAAUCCUGGCUAAUAAAAACCCUCUGUAGGAACUGCCACCAACAUUAACAUACCUGGAGCUGAAGACAACCAUCAUUGAAUCUAAAUCACCAAUAUUUAUCGGCACCUUGUGAUGUAGAAGCAACUAAAGACGGCGUG